Drosophila kikkawai is the source of this 1235-nucleotide messenger RNA. RefSeq names its product Boundary element-associated factor of 32kD (gene BEAF-32). The record is from RefSeq and is a predicted model, not a curated record. Lineage: Eukaryota; Metazoa; Arthropoda; Insecta; Diptera; Drosophilidae. Gene Ontology annotation, molecular function: DNA binding.
GUUUUCACCCCUAUGCCCCUGCGCUUUCCAACACUGGUAGUGGCGGUACUUACCAGCACUGACAGCAACAACGCCGAUAUCUCAAUUAUACGAAAAAAGAAAAUUGGAAAAUCCGUUUAGCGUCCGAGAAAAUAAAAGAAAUUAAGUAAAAAUGCCCAAGGGACGCGUAAGCAAUGUGUGGCAGCACUACGACAUCAACGAGGAGUGCGAAAAUUUUGCGAUAUGCCGCUACUGCGGAAACAAUAUAUCGCGUGGCGGCAUGGCCAGCAAUCUUAAGGGGAACAAUACGACCAAUUUGUGGACGCAUCUGCGUCACAAGCACAGCGACGAGGUUCUGGUCAGUCCCGUCCAGCAGCGUCCGAACCGGGUCUUCCCGAUAAUCAAGAAAGAGAAAACCGUGCGGAUAGCCAAGGCCAAGCAGCUGCGCGAGCCCCUGCGCCUGGCCAAGCCGAAGAUUGACGUCUCCGGUUCGUAUGUGGGCGAGACCGGGGCCCUGCCGCAAAAGUGGGAGGAGUACGAGCAGAACGACGAGAUCACCGACGAUAUCAAGGACAUCAUAUACAGCGAGGAUCCGCUGUGCUACAGCCCCAUACAUGUGAUGGAAGAUGAGACCCUGGAGACGGGCGAGAAGGUGCAUGUGGUGGGCAACGCCAGCGUUGUCGGUGCUGGCGGUAGCCGGGCCAGUGCCACACCAGUGGUGGCCACCGUGGUGGCCUCUUCCUCGGCCAGCUCCCCGGCCAAGCAGCUGAAAAACAACCUGGAGACGUCCAUCGACCGCUUGACCACCGUCAGCGAGCAGCUGAGCUACAUCAUCCAGCAGAGCCACGAGGAGCAAACAAAGGACGACGAUUACUACUUUGCCCUCAGUUUGGUGCCCAUUAUGCGCCAUCUGUCCAUCAAUCGGAAGAUGUACGUGCGCUCGAAGAUCCAGGAGCUACUGUUCAAGGAGAGCGAGGGCGAGUCACUGGCUUCCAAGGACGAGUAAGGGGAUUCCCAAGCCCCCAAGCAAGGAACAGGAGCAACCAGACAUGUUCUCGAUGUCGAUAAUUAAGAUAAUUAUACAUAUAUACACUUUCCCUGUGUAUUCAGUUAAAUUAUGUAAACACAUAUUGCGAUUGUACGUUCGGUUUUUACGACUAAUAUGGCAUUACACAUAUAUUUUCAAUUUUUCAUUAUCUUUAUCUUAGCCCCAGACACGAAAUAAAAUAAACUGUACCACAUAGUAAUAACCAAAA